Molecule: messenger RNA, 1723 nt
Organism: Solanum dulcamara
Lineage: Eukaryota; Viridiplantae; Streptophyta; Magnoliopsida; Solanales; Solanaceae
Product: protein LAZY 1-like
Exons: 6
Coding region: 342-1265 (307 amino acids)
Biological process (GO): gravitropism; regulation of auxin polar transport
Source: RefSeq, a predicted model, not a curated record
AUACUUGCAAACACGUGUGCCCAUGUCACAAUGUAACAUCUACAAUUUGUGGGUCUGGAAUCCAACUUCUCAAUUUGUUCUGCUCACUACAAUCUUUACACAAAAUGCCAACCUUUUGUCUUGUAAUUUUCUCUAUGCAUUCUCUACUCAUGCCAGCUUCCUAUUCAGGAAAGAUAGUGAUCAAACUGCUCAUUUCUCCUUUUGAUCAUCUCUGACUCCAACUACCAUCUCAUAUUGUUAUCUCUACUAUUAAAACCUUCUUUUACAAGUACAAAUUUCUCCACAAAAAUCUCUCUUCUUUCAUAACUUAACUCAAACAUCUCUCCUCCAGAUAGUUCGACAUGAAGUUACUAGGUUGGAUGCACUCUAAACUAAAACAAAAAGGGAAUGAGCCAGCAAACAAUACUACCAUAGUAGGAAAUUCCGCUACAACUUUCUCAGCUCACAAGGAAUUUAAAAGCAAUGGAGCAGAAAAGGUGUUUCAAGAAGAACAAUUUGAUGAAUUCUUCCCUGGCUUCUUGGCAAUUGGUACUCUGGGUAAUUAUCAGACAACUAAUACUGACCCUCCAACGCCAACGUUUCCUAUGCCCUUUGAGCAUGUUGAAACAGACAGCUGCAUAACAGAGAAAGAACUAAAGUUCAUAAAUGAUGAGCUUGAGAAGUUUCUUGAAGUGAAAGUGAAUGAAGAAGUUGCUUAUCAGCCAUCAGAAAGAACCAUUGCCCUCAGUGACCACAAACACAUUGAAACAGGAGCCACUGGCAACAUGGAAGAAUGUCCACUCCAGAAAUAUCUCUUGGGAUCUUCAGUUGAACUGCAAGAGAUACAGUCCGAGGUAAAGCUAAAGCAACAAAAAGGAUUCCUAGAAGAGUUGUUUAAGAAGAAAAACAAAUUUGAACAAGGUCAUGAAGGAAAAGAGAAGAAACAAGGCAAGAAAAAACAUGCAGCUCAUUUAAUGAAAAAGAUAUUGCAGAGCCUCCAGCCCAAAUCAAAGAGCUCUACUACAGGUUCUUCUAAAGGAAAUAUCACUGGAUCUGUUUCAAGCAAGAAGAAACUACCUCAGGUCCUUAAAAUGUUCCACAGAAAAGUUCAUCCUGUGAAUGAGAACAAUCUAGAAGAUAAUGAGACUAGCAACAUUGUUUUCUGCAAGGCUGGUAAUCUAGGAGCAAUUAGUGAAGUGAACACAAAAUUUUCUCCAAAGAAGGUAGUAAUAAACAGAGAGCACUGGAUUAAAACAGACAGUGAUUACUUGGUGCUGGAGCUGUAGCUGGCAAAAUGUUGGAGAAAUUAAGGUGUACGUCCACUAGUGAGCUGUGGUGUGAGCCCAAUGUUAAUGUAAAGAAUAAAGGAGUACCUUCAUUCUUUGUGCUACUCAAAAGUGUGGGCUGUAUUCAUUAUGUUUGAUGAAUUGUUAAGAAAUUAAAGUCAUAUUGUCUUAAAUGAUGUGUGAAGGUAGACAUGUAUGUUUCAUGAGAAAAGAUCCAAUUAUUAUUCCCUUUGUUUCUUUAGCCAUGAAAAAUAAUUUCUACUUUGUAUAUAUGGUCCAAUCAUUGACAUGUCACUAGCUUUAAUUUUUUGUCUGUCUACUGAAAAAUAAUGGAUCGGAGUAACGUAACAAAAAUAUUCCUUAAGCACAACUUGUUGAUAAUUGUGUUGUGUCAAAAGUGGCUCCUUCUGUUAUAUGCUUCCUCUGUCCCCAAUCCAAUGUGGUAUAUCAUUUUUACA